Messenger RNA from Lemur catta (Ring-tailed lemur), 3543 nucleotides. It is a transcript of the gene NAALAD2, whose product is annotated as N-acetylated alpha-linked acidic dipeptidase 2. Bases 218 to 2443 code for a protein of 741 amino acids. The transcript is spliced from 19 exons. Gene Ontology annotation, molecular function: carboxypeptidase activity. Lineage: Eukaryota; Metazoa; Chordata; Mammalia; Primates; Lemuridae. The record is from RefSeq and is a predicted model, not a curated record.
CCUCUGCGGGCCUCCUCUGGCUGCCCCGGGCCCCGGGGCCCACGGGGGCCGGACGGGCUCGGCGCUCGCUGGCUUUCAUUAGUCUGGGACCGGCGGGGGAGGGCGGGGGCGGCCUUUGGGAAGGGCGGAGGCGACCGUCGCGGCGCGCUCUCUGUCCGUCCGCAGCCCCGAGGCUCGCGAAGGCAGCCGGCGCCCCCAACUCAGUCCCGAAGAAGCCAUGGCAAAGUCCCGGGGCCGUCUGUACCUUUGGAUGUGCUUGGCGGCAGCGCUGGCGUCUUUCCUGGUGGGAUUUAUGGUUGGCUGGUUUAUUAAGCCUCUCAAAGAAACAGCCACUUCAGUGCGCUAUCAUCAAAGUAUACGGUGGAAACUGGUAUCCGAAAUGAAAGCUGAAAACAUUAAAUCAUUUCUUCGUUCUUUUACAAAGGUUCCUCAUCUAGCAGGAACAGAACAAAAUUUGCUGCUUGCCAAGAAAAUCCAAACCCAGUGGAAGAAAUUUGGACUAGAUUCAGCCAAGUUGGUUCAUUAUGAUGUCCUCUUAUCAUACCCUAAUGAGACAAAUGCCAAUUAUAUAUCAAUUGUGGAUAAACAUGGAAUUGAGAUUUUCAACACAUCAUACCUUGAACCACUACCAGAUGGAUAUGAGAAUGUUACAAAUAUUGUACCACCAUAUAAUGCUUUCUCAGCCCAAGGCAUGCCAGAGGGAGAUCUUGUAUAUGUGAACUAUGCUCGUACUGAAGACUUUUUCAAACUAGAAAGAGAGAUGAACAUUAACUGCAGUGGGAAGAUUGUUAUUGCAAGAUAUGGAAAAAUCUUCAGAGGAAAUAAAGUUAAAAAUGCCAUGUUAGCAGGAGCCAUAGGAAUUAUUUUGUACUCAGAUCCAGUUGACUACUUUGCCCCUGAGGUACAGCCAUAUCCCAAAGGAUGGAAUCUUCCUGGUACUGCAGCCCAGAGAGGAAAUGUGUUAAAUUUGAAUGGCGCUGGUGACCCACUCACUCCAGGCUAUCCAGCUAAAGAGUACACCUUUAGACUUAAUAUUGAAGAAGGAGUGGGAAUCCCCAAAAUACCUGUACAUCCCAUUGGAUAUAAUGAUGCAGAAAUAUUAUUACGCCAUUUGGGAGGAACUGCUCCACCAGAUGACAGCUGGAAAGGAAGUCUUAAUGUGGGCUACAAUAUUGGGCCUGGCUUUACAGGGAGUAAUUCUUUCAGGAAGGUUAGAAUGCAUGUUCAUAACACCAAUAAAAUUACAAGGAUUUACAAUGUAAUUGGAACUAUCAGAGGAUCCGUGGAACCUGACAGGUAUGUUAUUCUGGGAGGUCACCGGGACUCCUGGGUGUUUGGAGCUAUUGACCCAACCAGUGGGACUGCUGUUUUGCAAGAAAUUGCCCAGAGUUUUGGAAAACUGAUGAGUAGAGGCUGGAGACCUAGAAGAACUAUCAUUUUUGCAAGCUGGGAUGCAGAAGAAUUUGGACUUCUGGGUUCCACAGAAUGGGCAGAGGAGAAUGCAAAAAUACUCCAGGAGAGAAGCAUUGCUUAUAUCAACUCAGAUUCAUCUAUAGAAGGCAAUUAUACUCUAAGAGUUGAUUGUACACCCCUUCUUUACCAAUUGGUGUAUAAACUGACAAAAGAGAUCUCCAGCCCUGAUGAUGGUUUUGAUCAUAAAUCACUUUAUGAAAGCUGGUUAGAAAAAGACCCUUCACCUGAAAAUAAAAAUUUUCCUAGAGUCAAUAAGCUGGGAUCGGGAAGUGAUUUUGAAGCUUAUUUUCAGAGACUUGGAAUUGCUUCAGGCAGAGCCCGUUACACUAAGAAUAAGAAAACAGAAAAGUACAGCAGCUACCCAGUAUACCACACUAUUUAUGAGACGUUUGAACUGGUAGAGAAUUUUUAUGACCCCACAUUUAAAAAACAACUUUCUGUGGCUCAAUUACGAGGAGCACUGGUAUAUGAACUUGCAGACUCUAAAAUCAUUCCUUUUAAUAUUAAAGACUAUGCAAAAGCUUUGCAAAAUUAUGCAACAAGUAUCUAUAAUUUAUCCAAGAAGCAUGACCAACAAUUGAGAGACCAUGGAGUAUCCUUUGACUCCUUAUUUUCUGCUGUGAAGAACUUCUCAGAGGCUGCUUCAGAUUUUCAUAGAAGACUUAAUCAACUUGAUCUUAAUAAUCCCAUUGCAGUGAGAAUCAUGAAUGACCAAUUGAUGCUGCUGGAAAGAGCAUUCAUCGAUCCUCUUGGUUUACCAGGGAGGCGGUUCUAUAGGCACAUCAUCUUUGCUCCAAGUAGCCACAACAAAUAUGCUGGAGAAUCAUUUCCUGGGAUCUACGAUGCGAUGUUUGAUAUUGAAAAUAAAGCAGACCCUCACUGGGCCUGGACAGAAGUAAAGAAACAUAUUUCUAUUGCAGCUUUUACAAUUCAAGCAGCAGCAGGGACUCUGAAAGAAGUGUUAGAAUAAGGUCUUAGCUAAGUGCCUAGCCAUUAAAGGUGUUGCUGAAAGUCUGAUGAUAAAAUUUACCCUUCUUUUUGAUAACUCACGAACCCAGAGUUUCCUAAAAUCUUGCUUUUCAUGUCAUGUUUUGAUUAUAGACUUCUGUCUUGUCUGUAAAGAGUUUUUUGGCUCUUUAAAAAUGCAUAACUACGUAACCAAAGUGUUACUCUAACAAAAUAAAAAAACCCUGUCAUUGUAGCAGAAAGAAGGUAACAGAAAAUUGCCUAAAAUAAAUUACGGCAAGGAAUUUGAAUUCUCACACACUGCUGAUGGUAAUGAAAAAUGGUAAAACCACUUUGGAAAACAGUCUGGCACUUUCUUAUGAAGUUAAAUAUAUACUUACUUUAUGACCCCAAAAUUCUGCUUCUACAUGUUUACUUAAGGGAAGCACAAACAAUCAUCACAAAAAGACUCUUGUGUGCAGGUUCAUAUUCAUAGGAACUUAGGAUGGAAACAACUCAAAUGACAAUCAACAGGUGAAUGGAUAAAGUGUGGCAUAUCCACAAUGGAUUUCUACUCAGCAGUAAAAAUAACUGUCAAUACAUGAAAUAUUACUGGCAGACAUUGUUGAGGGAAAGAAGCCAGACACAAAACAAGUACAUAAUAUAUGAUCCUACUGAUACGUAGAAGUGACAAAAUUAAUCUAUGGUGUUAGAAAUUAGAGAUUGCCUGGGUAAGUGGUAGAUAGGGAAGGAUGAAGCAGAGAAGCAUGAGGAAACCCUCUCCUAUAGACAGCAGUUUUCAAUAUCUUAAUCUGGGUGGUAGUUACACAGGUGUAUACAUAUGUCAAACCUCAUCAAACUGUAAACUUAAGUGAUUACAAAAGAACCACAAACAAGUCUGGCAAGGAUUUUUGCCAGAACAACACACCGAGUCUUGUGAAAUCACCACGGAAUGUUAAAGUCAGGAAAAAGUCAGUAAUAUCUGUACUUUUGAUAACUUCAACUCUAUGGAAUAAAAAUGUUAAGUCUAAUAGGUGAUAAAAAUAGCUGCCAUACUGGGCACAGUGGCUCAUGCCUGUAAAUCCUAGAACUCUGGGAAACCAAGGUGGGAGGAUUACAUGAGGC